Messenger RNA from Triplophysa dalaica, 1996 nucleotides. It is a transcript of the gene il4i1, whose product is annotated as interleukin 4 induced 1. The coding region runs from base 109 to 1623 and encodes 504 amino acids. The record is from RefSeq and is a predicted model, not a curated record. Gene Ontology annotation, molecular function: polyamine oxidase activity; L-amino-acid oxidase activity. Gene Ontology annotation, biological process: amino acid catabolic process. The transcript has 8 exons. Lineage: Eukaryota; Metazoa; Chordata; Actinopteri; Cypriniformes; Nemacheilidae.
CUCACAGCAUCAAGGACUCUGGUUUCAGUUUCCUCAGUGCCUACAAGAAGCUGCGCUAGACGCACUGUAUUUUGGCGCACCCAAUUCAAAGUGUUUAAAAACUUUACCAUGUGUAAAUACUUACCUGCAGUGGUGGCACUGAUCUUUUUUACAUACCAUGUUGGUGGAACUUCAGACGAUCCUAUGAUCAAAUGUCUACGAGACAGUGAUUAUGAUGAGCUGUUCAGGAUUACCAAAGAUGGUCUGCCUCCCACACAGUCUCCAAAACAUGUCAUUAUUGUUGGAGGGGGUGCUGCUGGACUUACUGCUGCAAAGUUUCUGGAGGAUGCUGGACACAAGGUGACAAUUAUUGAGGCAAGUAAUCGAAUAGGUGGAAGAAUUCUAACACACAGAGAGAAAAAAGCGGGCUGGUAUGCAGAACUUGGUGCCAUGAGGAUCCCAGAUUCCCACAAGAUUCUUUUAAGAUUUGCUAAAAAGUUAGGCUUGAAGACUGGAACAUUUGUACAGGAAGACAAUAACACUUUCUAUUUUAUAAAUGGCUUCCGUUACAAAACCUACACCGUACGGCAGAACCCAGAUGUUCUGAACUACCCUGUAAGUGAGCAGGAAAAGGGAAAAAAUGCCAGUCAACUGUUUAACAUUGCAUUAAAUAAGUUAAGAGAUGAUCUGCUGAAAAUGGGCUGUAAGAAAAUGCUGCAUACAUAUGACUCAUACUCUCUUAAGGAAUAUUUAGUAAAUGUGGGAAAUUUAAGUGGAGGAGCUUUGCGAAUGAUUGGAGAUAUCCUCAAUGAAAACAGUUUCUUCUACAUAGCCCUCACUGAAAUGCUGUACAUUCAUGCUGAGAUAAACGACAAUACAAUAUAUCAUGAAUUCAAAGGUGGCUUUGAUUCAUUCCCCAACGCAUUCUAUGCUGUGUUAAAUGCCACAAUUUUUCUAAGAUCAAAAGUCCAGGCCAUCAGCCAAACGGAAAACAAUGUAACGGUUUCAUAUCAAGACUGGCGUAACCCCUCCGCUCUGACCAACAUUACUGCCGACUAUGUCUUAAUGACGACCACGGCCAAAGCAACACUAUUCAUAGAUUUUUACCCCCCUCUGACAGCUAUGAAGAUGGAAGCACUACGAUCUCUGCACUAUUCCACAUCAACAAAGGUGGUGCUGAGUUUCAGCAAAAGAUUCUGGGAGGAUGAUGGCAUCAAGGGUGGCAAAAGCAUCACAGAUCUACCAUCACGCUUCAUCCACUACCCCAGUCAUAGCUUCCCUGGGAUAUCAGGGGGGGCCAUAUUAGCUUCUUACACUUCCUCCGACGAUGCUGCGCUCCUUCAGACUUUACCAGACAAUGAACUGAAAGCCCUGGUGUUGAAAGACUUGGUGAAGAUCCACGGUGAACAUGUCCGCCAUCUCUACACAGGGGGCACAGUGAAAAAGUGGGGAAUGGAUCCCUACAGUCAUGGUGCCUUCGCUAUCUUCACUCCAUUUCAAAUGAUAGACUAUGAAAGUCUUCUAGUCCAGCCUGAAGGGAGGAUCUACUUUGCAGGAGAGCACACGGGAAGACCCCAUGGCUGGAUUGAGACUGCCAUAAAAACAGGCCUGCGAGCUGCAAGAGAUAUAAACAGCAUAAAGUAGAAAACAAAUGAGCGUACAAUUAUAAAUUACGUUGAAUUUCAAUAAUACUGUUGCGUCAACAUUGGUGUGCAAAAAUGCAUCUAAACAUGUUUAUGGAGAUUUGAUCUUUAUUUGAAAUGUUUUCACUAACUUUAACAAUCUGAAAUGUAAAUGAAGACUAUUGCAAAAAUAACAAACAUUAAUUUAUAUCAUAUAUAUUUUUUAAUCCAAUCUUCUAUUAAUCUGUUGAUGUGGGCUAGGCCUCUUGCUCAUGCAACUUCUUUUUAAAAGUUACAAUUUAAUAAAAUGAUAUAUAUAAAAAAUGAUAUAUGUAUAUUUUCAUUACAUUUUUAUAUGUUGUGCCUCUUUGAGAUACAGUGCCAAACUGAAAUCA